CGGUUAACUGGUUGAAAGAUUUAAAAAGACAUAUUCACAGCUGGCAGCUCGUAAUUGGCUGGCUAGUGAUGACAAUAGUCCCCACACAUCUUGUAAGCACAUGACAACAUGACUUUUCAUCUCUUUGCUCUUAUCCUUGAAAACAAUCUAGAAACUUGAUAUUUUUCAAUGGCUGUUGUACCACUUCAGACCAAACAUACUCUAAGUCGCAUCACCAACAACAUCCCAACAAGUCACCGUCCAUCGCUUCUCCGUCUACGUGUCACGUGCUCAGUUACUACCACCACCAAGUCUCGCCCUACCCGUGAGAACCUUGUGGUUGUGAAUCCUCCUCUCUCCACUGACACAGCUUUGCAAUCGUCAUGGACCCGCCGCUUAUGGGUUUCAGCUGGCUGCACCACCGUCUUUGUCUCUUUUGCCAAAUCUAUCAUUGGAGGGUUUGGUUCUAACCUUUGGCUCGAGCCAGCUUUAGCCGGUUUUGGCGGAUACAUCUUAGCAGAUCUAGGCUCUGGUUUGUAUCACUGGGCCACCGAUAACUACGGAGAUGGUUCAACGCCUCUAGUAGGAACCCACGUCCAAGAUUCUUUUGAUCACCACGAGUGCCCUUGGACAAUCACCGAGCGGCAAUUUGCAAACAAUCUACACUUUCUGGCUCGUGGCACAACCCUGAUGGUUCUCCCACUAGACCUUGCGUUUGAUGACCAUGUGUUUCAUGGCUUCGUAAGCACGUUUGCGUUUUGCGUAUUGUUUUGCCAGCAGUUUCAUGUUUGGGCUCAUGGGAGCAAGAGCGAGCUUCCACCUCUUGUGGUGGCGUUGCAGGACAUUGGACUGCUUGUUUCACGAGAGAGGCACGUGGAGCAUCACCGAGCACCGUAUAAUAACAAUUACUGUGUAGUGAGUGGGGUAUGGAACAAGGUUUUGGAUGAAAGUAAGUUCUUUGAAGCGUUGGAGAUGGUGGUGUAUUUCAAGCUCGGGAUGAAGCCAAGGUCAUGGAUCAAUCCAAACUCGGAGUGGACAGAAGAAACUGAGAUAACUAAUUGUUGACAUAUCUCUUUGCAUUAUUGGUUUAGUGUUUACUUUGACCAGUUUUGGUUAUGUAGAGGUCUAUUAGUACCUUUUAAAUGUUGGUGUUAGUAACUUUUAGAGAAUAAAAGUAAAAAAUU
Molecule: messenger RNA, 1163 nt
Organism: Brassica oleracea var. oleracea
Lineage: Eukaryota; Viridiplantae; Streptophyta; Magnoliopsida; Brassicales; Brassicaceae
Product: fatty acid desaturase 4-like 2, chloroplastic
Exons: 1
Coding region: 169-1044 (291 amino acids)
Source: RefSeq, a predicted model, not a curated record